Molecule: messenger RNA, 9204 nt
Organism: Balaenoptera musculus (blue whale)
Lineage: Eukaryota; Metazoa; Chordata; Mammalia; Artiodactyla; Balaenopteridae
Gene: PURB
Product: purine rich element binding protein B
Exons: 1
Coding region: 881-1798 (305 amino acids)
Biological process (GO): regulation of transcription by RNA polymerase II
Cellular component (GO): nucleus
Molecular function (GO): RNA polymerase II transcription regulatory region sequence-specific DNA binding; purine-rich negative regulatory element binding; DNA-binding transcription factor activity, RNA polymerase II-specific
Source: RefSeq, a predicted model, not a curated record
CUUUUAAAAUCCAUUCCUGUUUCUUCACACAAUGUAACACAUGAAACACGUAUUCUUCUUGUAAAAUGGCUGUCAGUCCCUGUACGUAGGUGUUUGCUAAAAGUUAAUUCCUUUCUUAAGCGCUCCAUCCCCACUACCACUGCUUAGUUCAGGCCAUCAUUUUUUCUUAUGCUGCUGUGACGGUGACGAUGUUAUCAUGUUCCAGGCACUAUGUACGAUAUUCCACGAACUAAAAAUAAGAGUGCACAUUUAAUGAGCACUCACUAUAACUCAGGUAUUACGCUAAAUAUCACUCACGGCUUAUCAGCCAACAAUCCUAUAAGGUUAGUUUUGUUUUGAGUACAGAUGACCCCCAUAUCCUCCCUCCUUUAAUUCCUCUUUGCUUAUAAAUAUAAUAACUGUAUCAUUUCCCUAGAAUAAACCGCACUUAUUUAAAGCGUACAUUUCAGUGAGUUUUGACAUACUUGUGAAACCACCACCACAAACAGGAGGCAGACUGUUCCCGUCGCUCAUAAACUUCCCGAGCUCCUUCUCAGCUUAGCCCGCCCUGACCCCGGGCCCACGCGGGCCCGUGACGUCACUGCCCUGCGCCCCGCCGCCGCUGUGCGCGGCGCUUCCGGCAGCGAGGACGUGGGGGGCGGGGCGGGGUGGCGUCACGGAGGCGCGCGCCGGAAGCGGGCCCGGCGGAAGUGGCGGGGCGGGGCGGGGCGCGGGGGGCGAUGGGGGUUGGCGGCGGUGGCCGGCGAUGAGCAGCGGGAGUGCUUGAGCGGGCCGGCGGGCGAGGCUGGGGGGCCCCGGAGAACGAGCCGCAGGGCGGAGGGCGGGGGCGCGAGCGCGGCGGGCGGCGGGCGGCGGCCUGGGCGCGGCGGCGGCCGAGAAGAUGGCGGACGGCGACAGCGGCAGCGAGCGCGGCGGCGGUGGCGGGCCCGGCGGCUUCCAGCCCGCGUCCCGCGGCGGCGGCGAGCAGGAGACGCAGGAGCUGGCCUCGAAGCGGCUGGACAUCCAGAACAAACGUUUCUACCUGGACGUGAAGCAGAACGCCAAGGGCCGCUUCCUUAAGAUAGCCGAGGUGGGCGCAGGCGGCUCCAAGAGCCGCCUCACGCUGUCCAUGGCGGUGGCCGCCGAGUUCCGCGACUACCUGGGCGACUUCAUCGAACACUACGCGCAGCUGGGCCCCAGCAGCCCCGAGCAGGUGGCAGCGGCAGCGGGCGCCGAGGAGGGCGGUGGGCCGCGGCGCGCGCUCAAGAGCGAGUUUCUGGUGCGCGAGAACCGCAAGUACUACCUGGACCUCAAGGAGAACCAGCGUGGCCGCUUCCUGCGCAUCCGCCAGACGGUCAACCGCGGCGGCGGCGGCCCGGGGCCCGGCGGCCUGCAGAGCGGCCAGACCAUCGCGUUGCCCGCGCAGGGCCUCAUCGAAUUCCGCGACGCGCUGGCCAAGCUCAUCGACGACUACGGCGGCGAGGACGACGAGCUGGCUGGGGGCCCGGGCGGCGGCGGCGGGGGCCCCGGGGGCGGCCUGUAUGGGGAGCUCCCGGAAGGCACCUCCAUCACGGUGGACUCUAAGCGUUUCUUCUUCGACGUGGGCUGCAACAAGUACGGAGUGUUCCUGCGCGUGAGCGAGGUGAAGCCGUCCUACCGCAACGCCAUCACCGUCCCCUUCAAGGCCUGGGGCAAGUUCGGGGGCGCCUUUUGCCGGUAUGCAGAUGAGAUGAAAGAGAUCCAGGAGCGGCAGAGGGAUAAGCUUUAUGAGCGACGCGGCGGGGACGAGUCAGAGGGAGAGGAGGUGGAUGAGGAUUGAAACGCCUAGCUUCCCUUACGGGCCUCCCCACCCCACCGCUAGAGAGCCCCCCUUCCUGUUCAUCCCAGUGAGCUAGUGGAGGGGGAGCAAGGGAGGCUCCAGAAGGAGAAAACAAAAUUUAAAAUAGUUAAUUAAGAGAAAUAAUCAUAAGAGAGAACAGUUACGGACAAUUAGAGAAAAGCAGUAAAGUUCCAAGGAAUUGACAGCAACCUACAAAGAGAGGACAACAGCGCCUCCUCACCUGAGCAAAAGUCUCAGCUUCUGUUGCUUCCCAGCUGGGGUUCCUAAAUCCAUCAGAAUAAUCCUGGGUGGGGUAGAUCCUUGCACAUUGGCCAAGGAACAACUCUUGUGUUACCCAGACCCACUGAUGAUAGCUGAAUUUGUAUUAUACCUGGGUAACCUGGUCUUAAGAUAGUGUCUGUCCCUUCACCUCCAUUGAAAUCAGCGUUUUGGAUCUAGAUCUUCAUGGAAUUCUUGUGAAGAGAGAGGCAUUUGCAGUUACCCAGUUCUGAGGGUACAAGUUUUAUGAAAAGGAAUGCAACUUUUAAGAAAUCAUAGACAGGCAAAAUAAGAAUUCAAGAAGCCACCAGGGAAUACAGAAACAAAUCGGAUCCAUUUUUUUUUUAAAUGGUUUUGCAUGGAACCUGGAACAAGGCCCAUGUCUUGUCUUUGCAGAAUUAUUUUCCGGGAUGCAAAUGGAUUCAGAUGUCAGUCCUUGAACUAGAAUCCGUUAUUAUAAUAUUUUGGAAGUUGGCAAAAUUUUUUCAAAGAUAAAAGCAGUUUUUUUACAUUGGGGGUUGCUGAGGUAGGCACAUGAAGAAAUCAGGCAUAAAGCACAAGGAAAACUGUUUGAGUGGAUUGGUUGCUGCUCACUAAAGUUCUUCCCCGAUCUCCAAAUAUGGAGGUCAUGUCUUAGAUAUGAAUGAGAGCCAGAUCCCCGUGGCUCCACCGUGUGAGCCAGUGAAUUAUGGCUAAUUCGGCAGUUUCAGCCACUGGUUGGCUGGAUUUUAAACCGUAAAACUUGAAGAUAUCUACAAAAGGAACAGUGGCUACAAGCCUGAGCUUUAAUGGAAUAUAAGUCCUCACAGAAAAGUUCGAAAUAACCAAAACUGAAGUCUUCAUCUACCUUCAGUUUAAUCUGUGGAUUUGUUUAAAUACUAAAGAUCCUCAGGUCCAGAAUUCCAGCAACAUUUAUUCUUUUAAAAUAAAUUUUUAAGAGAACUUGAUCCAUGUAUCAGUACCUCACAAUCAAAGUUGGCAAACGAUGGAUGAGUGAUUCAAGCACCGUGCCCUUUGGAAGCUGAAAUCCAUCUGAAUGGAGCUGAAGGUGAACGUGAAUAUGCUGACUAUAUCCUGGAAGCAUUUUUAUACCAUCUUGAAAUUUCAACAAACUGCCUUUUGCCAGUUUAUCCAGCUGUCUUUCAAGAAUAAAAGUUGGGGUUUUCAAGGAUCCGCCUCUUCUAUAUUUUAAAUGGAUUUUCAGUAUGAUCUUUACUAAUCAAGUUAAUCCCACCCCAUCAAAAGGUAUUCCUAGAAGUGUCAGAACCUAGGUAACUGAAUUGAAUGGGAGCUAAUGUUCUUUGCAAAGUUUUCAGGUAUAUUUUGUGCAACACCUUCUCAACCAGGAGGCAAGUAACCCCACUUCCACAAUCUUAGUAUUUUAACUGCAUGCCUGCCCUUUAUUUGAGCUGCCUUUUAAUUUAUUGCAUACCCUUUUUAUUAUCUUAUUUUGGUAUUCAAUCUAUACAGUCUUUUUGUAUUUAUUGGGAAAUGAGUAAUAUACAAAAAGGUCGUUUUCAUGAAUUAGUGGCUGAGAGGGAGGGAAUAAUUGUGUAUAUAAAAUUAGGCUUUUUUAAAAAUUAGAUUUGAUUCAGAAUAUCUGAUCUUAGAUUUUUAAAAAAUAGUGGAAGAGCCACAAACAUUGGUGCCCUUUUCAGACUAUUUCUCUACUCUCAUCAUCCACAGUAGACUUUUUAAACAGAUUUUUUUAAAGCAAUUUUUUUUUUUUAAUUUUUCUCCGUUGCAAAGAAUGUUUCCUAAAUUGUAUGGGAGCAAUAGUAUUUUUGAUGUUUUAAUGACAUCCGUAUACUUGUACUGUAUUUUGUACUACAAGGCAGCUGUUUUCAAUAAUGUCCUGCUGUAUUUACCUAUGUGUUUUGAGUGUUUAUUUCUUUGCUGCGGAGAACAAAUCCCUAAAUAGUUUUAGUAAAGGAGCUGAGAAGCUAGCGUUAUUAGGUUUGCAGAAACUGUUUAAGUUUCAAACUCUGAGGCAGCAAUGAAAAUUAAGGUUGCAGCUCUUAGUUGAUUGCUGUAACUUUUUCAUUUCAAAACAUGUAUAAUUCCUUAGAGACCAACUUGUUUUCCUGCUUCAGUGGUGGUUCUGUUGCUCAGCUGCCAUGAGCCAGUUUCAGUUUGCAAAGGUGCAGUACCCUCUCCUUUCUAUAGGGGUUGGUUUAUUCUUUUUUCUUUUCUUUUUGUUUGGCUGAAUUGCAGUAACUAGCCUUGCCCUUUCUACUCUGUAGAAAUGACAGGGUCUUCACAAUCCUUCACCAGUGGCUACUAAGCUAUAAUUAGCUGAACAGAAAGAAUGUGGAAGUGGUCUGAGGCAUAUAGAGUAUAUGCCAAGAACACUACCAUAUAUGGCAUCAGCUUUGGUUACCAGAGAAAUUUUCUUAGUCAUUAGACCAUAUAACAGUAGUAUAUCAUAUGUAAAUCUUUAGAUAUCAAUUUGAGAAUCCUCCAAAAAAAGGAGCAAAGAAUGCAUAAGCUAUGUGUUGGAAAAAGUAAUUUAUAUUAAAAUUUUGACCUGCCUAUGUAAGAUUAAGUGGUAAACGUCAUAGUGGUGGGUUUUUAAGUCUUAACCAAUCUCAAAGGUUUGUUUCUCCUGCAGGGGGUGGUUCACGGCCUCUUCUCACUGCAGGAAGAUUACAGGAGGAUGUGGAUUAAUUGUAGCAUUCACUGAUCCUCAUUCCAGUACUAGGGACAAUAGAAAUCUGCAAAGCAUAGAGACUACACUUUUGGUGUGUGGUUUGUUAAACAAGGUGAUAGUAACAGGCUAGCUUUCAGAACUCAUUCAAAAUAUUGCUUAUUAAAGGAAAUGAUCUUUGUUAAUUUCAGUCAGAAAAUGGCAUUGUACAGACUAUGGGAAACCAAUUUUUUUGUAUUGUCUUUCAACCACUAUUAUGAACAGUGAUUUAGGGCUGUUUUUCAGCUUUGGCAAACAUCCCAGCUAAUCACAUGUUCAAAACAGUCAUAUUCCUGAGAAGUAGGGAACUAAAAUUCCUUUUCAGACAAUUGGUAGAAUGUUUGUUUCUCAAACUACUGCUGUUACAGACAUGAGAAAUCAAACUUUAGGAACAGAAUCAAAAGAGCAAAAAUCUGUGUCAAGAUACUCCUCUUCCCUUCUGGUUUCUAUUGUCCCUACCUAUCAUUCAAGUAGAAUGGCAGUUGUAGUCAGCAAAGAAAAUAUUCAGUGCAUAUGCUGCACAGUACAAAAUGUAAAUCUGUAUGGCACCAAAAAAUCAAAGUGAAAACCAAACCAAAAACCCAGACACCCUAUGUUACUAUGGGAGGCAUGUAGGUGGUGUAAAUGACUGUAGCUGUGAUGCACACAUGGCUACUUGUCAAGUCACUUUCCAUAAUUAUUUACUGCAAAAUGAUUGAGAGGCUUUGGUGCAGGCAGCCUAUUAACCUACUACUUCCUUUGUUACCUCUCAAUCACUUUGCAAUAAAUUGCAGGUCUUUUAAGAGGUUCAAGCUUCAGUUUUCUCAAAAAACAAAACAAUUUUCCUGGCUUAUCUGAAAAUGCAGGGUUGUGGGCAAAAGAGGCUGGUUAUAAUAAUGCCCUCAUAUUGAGUGGUCUGUAAAUGGCUGCACACUUCAGGCACUAUAGUUGCUGAGGAUGCUUUGUUACAUGUGACCUUGACUGGCUUUACAGGGGGUAGAAUGUGCUCUACACAAGGUAUUAAAAGGUAACUAUUCAUUUGUGUCUACCUUGCUCUUGAGGUGGAUGAAAUUAAGAAGCUUGAGUGUGUAAGCCAUGCACAUAGGUAUUCUUCACUGUAAAUUUUGUUUUCAUUUUUAACCCAAUUAUGGUACUUUGUCCAAUGCACAACUGAUCUCUCAGUAGAUAUUCAUUUGAAACUAGUGUGGCCUUGAUCGGUGAGAAGGGGAAGGAAAGAAGUGACUUUUUGCUUAUGUAAAAUGACUCGUUUGCCGAGAGUCAUUCUGCAGCACUCUUAGUGUCUAAUGCGUUUGUGAUCAGUCUCCUUGUUGAUUGGGGAAAGUUAAUGUUUUUGACCCUGGAGUUAUUAAUUCAAUUGAGUUGUCUUCUGUUUUUAGGAAGUAUCAGAAUUGCUGUGAUAAAUAACAAAGUUGACUGCUUUGAUGUCCAAUCUCAGGUUUUAGAGUAUAUAUAGUGGUGUAAAAUUCCACUGUUAACUCUUAAGACAAUUUUAAUUUCGUACACCCUAAACGUCACCUGCAUAAGGCCUGUUCAGAGAGCAGAGCCUCCCAUCUUUUGCUCCUUUUCCACUUUGUACUUCACUUGAGAAAGUGUCGCGUGAUUUUACAUUGUAUAUUUCCAUUUUAACCCUGACAUAUUUCUCAAAGAUAAAGCACUUUUUGAUCAUGAACUACAUGGAAUCUUUGUGUGAUAUGGAUCAUGGUUUCUCAGGCUCCCCUAGGUAAUUUGCUUAUGAAUAUCAUUCUAACUGUGUCAGAAGAGUGGAAAUCUUUGCUAAUGUUAUAAAGUUUGUAUUAUUGAUCUAGAAUGCAUUUUGCUAGCUUCCAAUGGAUGGGAGAGUAAAUAAUGCUGCAUUCACAAUAUAAUAAGUUACUUUCCCUUGAGCCUUAAGGUAACUUUUUUUUCUGUCAAUAACAGCACUGAAGUUACAGUAAAUGAAUGAGAUUACCAGUUUUCAGGGUUGGUUUUAGAGUACUGUAAAUCAAUUAGCUGUCUUCCUAAACAGUUACUAUUCCCAUUGAAUAAACUGGAUAAUGGGUUUGGGGGGGGGGCGGGGGGGCGGGGAUUGUUUGUAGAAAAGAAAAAAGAAAAAAAAAAAGAACCACAUUUACCUAAAGAAAAAUAUAGACACAAAAGAAAGAAGUACAUGACAAUGCCUCAUUUGAAAUUCCAGACAUAAGGUGGAAAUGGCAAAUUAUAACCUCAUUUCCCUGUUUUUAAUCUAGAAAAGCAAAGUCAUUAAUUUUCAAGUGUUAGCCCCCAGAAGUUUCAAGAGAUAGACUGAAUGAUACUGAUGUUGAGUUAAAGCAACUUUAACUAAAUAGACAGAUAUUGAUGUAUCAAGAAGAAUUCUCUUGAAACAUCAAUAUCUGUCUAUUUAGUUAAAGUUGCUGUUCCCAGCCCUCAGUCUUAAAACUUAGUUUCAUUACUGAUGAAUUUAACAGACUCUUAUUUCAGUAAAUGUGGUCCAAUUGUCAGUAUGAAAAUUAAAUUUGGAAAAUACUACUGCAUCAUGAAGACUUAUUACUCUAGUAAUUUCCAGUUGAUAUCUGUACCCCUGAUCUAAGUAAGACCUUUAUAAAUGUAUUUUAUAUUUCCUAAUGAAAUAGAGAAUAUGCCAUCAAUGUAAUCACCUUUAUUUGCAAUCUUUUACUUUUCAUUUGAAAAUCUAACUCACGCCUCUCGAAUUAGACAUUCCAGUGGGGAUAGGUAAAGCCAUGUUAAAACAAUAGCAAAUGCCAAAUUGGUAGUGUCACUGCUCAAGUGUCAUACCUUUAGUAUGAUGAAAUGUGGGCCCAGAGUAUUGAAGAGAAAGCAAUAGACCUAUUCAAGUUCAUUGUCCACUAGCAUAUUGCAAAAGAAGGAGUUUGUCUUUUUUUUUCUUCCCUAUUUCGAAGACAUCAAUGGGUAAACCUUUCAAGAAAAGUGAUUUAGAUCAUCUCUUAUUUCUUAAAGGCAAACUCUUAUCCCCAGUCUUGCCCUGUGUUUCAAGAUCAGGCUGGCUCAAAGAAUCUUUACACGUACUUGGAAAUAGAGUGGCAAGUAGUAGAUUUCUUCCCUUUUUAAAUUCCUUUUUCAGGGACAUAUAACUGCAGGAGAGUCCCAAGAAACUUGAAAAACAGGUACGUGUUGUAUAGUAGGAAUUUGAGAGUUUCAUUUUAAAACUGUUCAGAUAUGAGGCGUUUAACCCUUUUUCUAAACCCUUUUCUCCAGCCCACAUGUCACGUCAAAAGCUCUCUGGAUUCCUAGAAGCUAAUAGAUUGGGAAAAGUCCAGAAAAUGAUAUUAAAUCAGUACAGGGCACACUUAAAAAGAGUUUUGCAUGUUAUGGUAGCAGGCAAGUAAAUUUGAGUAUUUUUCCGAUGAUUAUCAAUAUUUGAAUAAUAACUAAAGUUACCAGUGUAUUUGGACUUCUUUUUUCUAAAGUUCUAGAAUGAUUAGUAGGAAUUUAUUCUUCCCUUUGCACCUUCAUGCAGAUGUUUUUCCAAGACCAUUUUUAGAAGUCUGUCCAUCUUGAUACAUAUUUCCAGAUGACUCGCUUUCUAUAGUAACCUUCAUUGCCAGUCAUAUCUACCAGGGGCUUCCUUAGACUGGAUUCUUCUUCACUCCAAAGUUGGGACUGAUGUCCUGCCAGUAGAGAAGUAACUUGAAUGAAUUAAAACCAAAUCCUGAUAGCAGGAGACAGAGCUUCCUGAUCUAGAUGUACAACUAGAGUUUAGGUUAGAAGUUACUUUAAAGGGGGUUUUGGGGGAUGUCUUCAGUCUCUGUAAAUAUCCACAUGCUUGUGCAUUGUAAACCAAGUGUGUACUCCUAUGUAUGAAUUUGUAGAACUGAUUUCUGCUUCAAGAGAAGCUGCACCUUUAAUUUUAUAAGGUCCCCUACACCUGUUACCCUAUAAAUAUUUGUAAAUAGAACACUAAAAUUUGUAGUGAUAGGAUCAAUUUGGGAAUAUCUGCUGAGAGACCAAAAAGUUCAUUUUUUUAAGUACCUUGGUUAAAGAGUAAAGAUGAUUCCUCUUAUUUUUUAAAAGAAGAAUGCACUUUAACAAACACAGAGCUGCAUGGUCAAUUCAAACAAAUCCGUGAAAUGCAGUACCCAUUCAGUAAUCAUACUUCCUGGAAACCGUUCAAAGAGUGUAGAUGGGCUGUUGAUCUCACUGCCUGGAGGUUGAAGCUCAGAUUCCGGUCAAUUUGAGAGAUGAGCAGCGCUGCUUCAAAAGAGCAAUGUGAGUACAGCCAGAAGCUUCAGUCAGGUCUGUAAGAUGGCGGGUCCCGUGUUUACCACUAACUAGCAAAACUGACAGAGAAACUCAGAGAGAAAAAAGAAUCCUUACUGCUGGUGUGCACUCCUUACAAUAGCAACUUUGCAGAUGGAGUUUUACAGUCUAUAUUUAAAAAAUUGUAUGUUUGUAACAAUAAAGUAUGCGAAAAAGUGAAUGAUAA